CAUUGGCUAAUUCUUCUGGCUACCACUAGCGUUACGCCGAGGGACAUUCCCAAUAAAGCUUAAGAAAGCGACGCUACUGCCACCUUCUGGUUUGGACUAUUUUAACAAGGCUGACGGACGGUGAUCUGCCGUCUGGAAGGAAAAAAAGUUUGACUACCAACACUGUUCAGAAACAUUCGAUGUACCGGUGAACGUCAAACGUACCGGUGUGUCUGAGCCUUUAGCUGAUACGUAAAAUACCUAUGGAGGCGUUGUAAGAUCUGGCAGGCGUCAGCAACGCCUGGGCAGAGGAACGCGCCCAAAAUCUGCGCAGGAUGACUGCACUUAUUUUGGAACGCGCCCAAUACCUUACCACGACGCUACGUGUACGUUCAAGGGGGAGGGGCACGUAAACAGAAUUCUAAACAAAGGAGAGCGAAUCAGUUUUUAUUUCAACAUCUUUGUAGAGAGUCGAAAGUUUGGAGUCAUGCCUAUACGUCGUGCAGCUAGGACACCACCCCAGGAGAUGCCCCCCUCGGCUGCACCAGAGGGAGAGCCUGAUGCCAGUUCUGAGGAGUCUGCCUCUGUUGAGGAGGAGCAGGAGAUGGCAUCCGCUGCCCUAGUAGCCAAGGAGGGGGAGGGCACAGGUGAAGGAGAGACCAAAGAGAAUGGUGAGAAACCUGAGGGAGAGAAAGGUGAUGAAUCGACUGGAGAGAAGACUGCUGAGGGGGAAGAGUCUGAGAAGAAAGAAGAGAAGGAUGGCGUGAAAGAGAAAGUGAAGAAGCCAGUGAAAAGGGCCAUUCCCGCCUGGGCAACCAUGUCUGCCAGCAAACGUGCAACUCUCACUAAUAAGAGCACCUCCACCAUGCAGCUGCCUAAGAUGGACGACAUCCUCAUCGAGGCCAUUGAGUCCUGCAAGGAGAAGACUGGGGCCUCAGCCCAUUCUGUCAUGAAGUACAUUGUGAAGAAAUACCCUAACCUAGAGAAGAGGAAAUUCCUCCUUAAGAAGGCUCUCAAGAGGCAGCUGGAGAAGGGCACCGUCAAACAGCUAAAAGGUAAAGGCCUUUCUGGGAGCUUUACCAUUGGGAAGCAGUCCUCUAAUAAACCAACUGCUAAAGGGAAGCCGAUCGUCGUGGCACCUGGGUUGAAGGCAGAGACCCUUGGGGAUGCUCUGCCCCUGAUCAUCACACGGCUAUGUGAGCCCAAAGAGGCGUCUUAUAUCCUGAUCAAGAAAUAUGUGGAGCAGCACUUCCCUCAACUCAACGUGGAGCAUAGGCCAGAUAUCCUAAAGAGUGCCCUGGUGAGAGCUGUGGACAAGGGUCACCUGGAGCAGAUCACUGGAAAAGGAGCCUCUGGAACAUUUCAGCUGAAGCGGGAAGGGGGCAAGUUCCUGCUUAAAGGCGGGCCCCUGGAGGACGCUAUCAUGACAUCCAUUGUGGCAAUGAACGAACCCAAGACUUGCAGCACCACCACACUCCGCAAAUUCCUGUUAGAGACAAACCAGGACAGCAUGGAGUACCGUGUGGUGAACAACCUGAAGAGGACCCUGCAGAAGUGCAAAAUGAUGGGCUGGAUGGAUCAGAUCACUGGGAAUGGGCUAAACGGAACCUACCAGCUCUGCUACCCUUACUACCCCAGCCCAGCCAUUCUGUUCCCUGAAAAACAGAACGUGAAGGAGCAGAAAGUGGCGGAGAAGGACAAACGCAGAAAGAGGGUUGACUUGUCUGAUGAGGACUCUGAUGAGGAGGAAGAGGACUCGUCCGAGGAAGAGGACUCAGAUGAUGAACCCCCUCCUAAGAGGAAAGCUGGGAAGAGGCCACCACCUAAAGCGCGUCGUCCCCCCCCCAGCAAGAAGUCUCGGCCGGCAAGUCAGUCAAGGGCUAAGGGCAAAAAAAGAGCUGCCCCAGCAAAGAGGUCUGCGCCCCCAGCAAAGAGGUCUGCGCCCCCAGCAAAGAGGUCUGCGCCCCCAGCAAAGAGGUCUGCGCCCCCAGCAAAGAGGUCUGCGCCCCCACCAGUCAAGGUAUCCCCACCAGUCAAGGCACCCCCACCAGUCAAGAAAGCUGCACCUGCGAGCAAGCCCAAAACGCCCAUCAUCAAAAAGCUGAUGAGCAAGGCAUCUAAGCGGCCAACGCCCAAAAAGUCACCUCCUGCAAAGAAGGCAGCAGCCAAUUCUGCAGUGAAGGCCAAGCCAGCAGCUCGCAAGUCCCUGAGGGGGAAGAAGUGAGUUUCCUAUUGCCCAGCAGUGGAAGUUUAACUGUAGCUCUGAAGACAGUGGUGCUCUGCCUCUCUCCAUGCUCUCUUUCGCAUCAUUGUUUUCCUCCAGUUUGGGGCUAUAGAAUUAUUUUCUCUGUAGGAUUGGGAUGUGGCAGUUAUUAGUUCAUGUCAAUUUACUGUACUUGGGAACUGUUCUAUUUCUGUGAACCCAAGUUUUAAUCUCCAUUGUGUAGAAUGGCCUCUUAAAAUAUGUAAAACUGCCUAGGUAAAGAAUUGUGAAAUUUCCAUCACACUUAAUUUUGAUAAUGUAUAGGCAGAGAUCCAGAAUCAGUGACUUUUGCAUUUUGUCCCAGUCCACUCUACCAUGUUUUACCUGGACACAUUCCUUUUAUCAAAUCAUUUGUUUAGCAUUUUGGAAACUUUCUUCCUCUACAACAUUUUUGAUUUCUCUACAUUUAAUCUGGAGUGAACUCAUCUUAAAGGAUAUUGAGAUUUGUGUUAAGUGAAUUUGAGAGCAUAAUGACAGCCAACUUUUCAUGUAAUGAAUUAUUGUUUAUUACGAAUUCUGUUAUUUAAAUGAUCGUAUGAGUGAAACAUAUCCAUCGCUGGGCCUGUGGUUAAAAUAGUUAAUAUGAUUGGAGACUAACUGAUCAGGAAGCACUGUUUGUCAUUGUGAUUUUCAGUACUACUGCAUAGUAUUAGGGGAUUUUUUUUGUGUGUGUAAACAAACAAGCUAAUCAAAGUGAAUUGGUUGUGUCCUAUAAAGCGAAAAGAAAACAGACCAAUACAAUCUUCUACAUUCUGUGUAAUAGUGAAAGAUUGUGAAUAACACACUUUGUUUUGAAGGAGCGUAGCUCAUACCCUGCAUGCAUGCGUGUACUCUUUAUUGUAUGCUUUUUCCCAAGUCAUUAUUAAAAUGGCUAUAUUUGUACUUCCUUCAUUCUGUCAUGGUCUCAAGGGAGACAAACACGAAAUAGUGUGUCUGCUGGUGGAGCUGAAGUAUAUAUUUUAAAUACUACACAAUACAAAUCCAUAAUGUCAAUUUGGUUCACUCAUGAAUAAAGUGCUGGAUAGUUUGAG
Molecule: messenger RNA, 3273 nt
Organism: Oncorhynchus mykiss (rainbow trout)
Lineage: Eukaryota; Metazoa; Chordata; Actinopteri; Salmoniformes; Salmonidae
Product: heterochromatin protein 1-binding protein 3
Biological process (GO): nucleosome assembly; heterochromatin organization
Cellular component (GO): nucleosome; chromosome; nucleus
Molecular function (GO): structural constituent of chromatin; DNA binding; nucleosome binding
Source: RefSeq, a predicted model, not a curated record